Messenger RNA from Bactrocera dorsalis (oriental fruit fly), 1682 nucleotides. Its product is annotated as glycolipid transfer protein. Gene Ontology annotation, biological process: intermembrane lipid transfer; ceramide transport. The record is from RefSeq and is a predicted model, not a curated record. Gene Ontology annotation, molecular function: ceramide 1-phosphate binding; ceramide 1-phosphate transfer activity. Lineage: Eukaryota; Metazoa; Arthropoda; Insecta; Diptera; Tephritidae. Gene Ontology annotation, cellular component: membrane; cytosol; cytoplasm. Bases 716 to 1309 code for a protein of 197 amino acids. The transcript is spliced from 4 exons.
CAACCUUUCUUUGAAAACCUUGAUGAAAUAAAUAAACGAGUUAAUUGUGUAUUAGCGCUUAACCAGCAGUUUGCUAGUUGUCGCCUUGACGCCGCCAAAGUCACACUCACGCAAGUAGCUUGUCAGCCACGUUAGCAGUUAAAAAAAAAAUCUAAGACAUACAAAGCGCGACUCAAUCAUCGCUAGUUUAGUAAGCUACUAAAACAAUAACAACGAAAGUUUAAUCAUCAGCUGACAUUGCUGCCUCUACGAAAAAUACGCAACAAGUUUUAAAAAACAAAAAUUUCCAACUAUUUAAACAAAAAAAGUUAACGGUGCUGACUCGUUUUGAAAACUGCGAACUUGAAAAGAUAGGCAAAAUAAAGAAAUCUACUUGAAAUACGUGUAGAUCUACAUAUAUAUAAGUACAUAUAUUAUUUGUAGUUGCAAAUGUGUGCAAUACAAAUAUAGCGGGGAUUCCAACCGGAGCAUUUAUCAGCGAUAGUUGUUUACAAAAUAAAUGAUAAGAUAAAGUCGAACCAUAUUAAGGCGAAAUCGAACCGAGCAUUUAACGCUUUGAUUUUGUAAAUUUUGUACGCGCCCGUCAAUGUAGGAAGUUGGACGCGAUUUGCUGUAAGGAAAGUAAAGUGCGCGAAUAAACAACAAUUAAUUAAUUAGUGCAUUCGACUUGUUUAUUUAUCAACACAAAUAUCAACCAGUAAAAAGCGCUGCAAGCAUGUCAACUCCACAUAUACAAUUUAAAGCAUUGAAGGGCUUCCCGCCAGCCACUAAAGAUAAAAUCGAAACCGAAGCAUUUCUGGAGUCUGCAAAGGAAAUUGUAACCGUUAUUGAGUCCUUCGGCAAACUAUUUACACCUGUGAUAAGUGAUAUGAACGGAAAUAUUACGAAAUUAACAAAAGUCUAUAAUAUGGACAAAAUCAAAUAUGUCUACCUUGAGGAUAUGAUCAUCUUGAACGUGAAAGUGGACAACUUCGCUGCGGACGCGCUUUUGUGGUUAAAGCGUGGACUACAGUUAAUUUGCACCUUUUUUGAAAACAUCUUCUACGACGCACAAGCGACGGACGCGCUGAAAAUACAUUUGCAGAAUGCAUACGAGCGGACGCUGAAGCCUUAUCACGGCUUCCUAGUGCAAGGCACCAUAAAAAUAAUCUACAACUGGGUGCCUACACGCUCACAGCUGAUCGGUACGGGCGAGGCGCACGAUGAGAAUCUGCAAGAAUUGGGGAAAUUUCUACCGACAAUGCGUAGCCAUUUGAAUCGCAUCGAUGCGCUGCUAAAGCAAUGCAACGUUGAUAAUGCUAAGGUGUGAGAAAUGUGCGGCGCAGACCUGUUUUUUAUGUUUUAUUUUUUUGUUUUUAAACACUUAACCAGUUGAUCCAAAGAGGCUGCUAUAUUGACAACACAUUAGGUUAGCGCCUAAUUCAGGCCAGUUUGAACCAUGUUAUCAUUUAUUGAUACAUGUAUAAUUUAUGUAUUAAGCAUUUUACGUUAACGACCCAUAUUACUUUAAUGUAUUUAAACAUUUUAUAAAUAAUUUAAGGUUUUGUGUAAUACUAAUGUUGCCUUGCACUUUAUUAUAAGCUUUAUUAUGCCAUUUUAUUUAUUUAUUUGAUAAAAUUUGAUAAUUUGUAGCAAAAAAAUUUAAAAAGUAUAAUAAAUUAAAUUAAAUUAAUUAAAUUUAA